GCUUUACAUGGAUCGAUCUGCACACGAACCAGGCUCGGGCCAUGCAUGAUCUGCCAAAGAUCUUUCUUGGCGGUCAGACAUGUACGGGGAGUGGUGCUUCCCGAACCGUGUUAACGGUCGGGGCCAGUGCUUGGUCUUCGCCUGGCUCGCAAUAGAGUCGACAACCUCAUGUCGUGCGCCCAAACACUGCCACGGAAUGCGCGGAUGGGCGAGGCAGACCAUCCUGGCAUAAGCUUCUCAAUAAGCGCUUCUUUCAACUGAAAGAGCUCGAGUACCGUCACAGUUCAGUCAUGAAAUCAAGUAAACCUUCAAUGUUGGACAUACCACUCAUCACCCCAACAUCGCUUUUCUCUUCUCCCCCGUUACAUGCCAGGCCACGAGAUCGUACGUGCGAAGAGCUGAGCUGUCAACUCUGCCUGCCUGAACCUUGGAACCUUGGAACCUUGGAAGUCUGCUCGUCGAGCCCCUUUUCCCAUCUCACCUGCCUGCCCAUUCAGGCAUUCCAUGGCCGUCAUCUGGCUACUUCACACAGCCACUGUGUUUUAUCGGCCCUGUCUGUAGAACAUCAGUCGAAUCCGCCAGCGGCUGUGGCGACGGCUGUGCCGGCCAAUUCUGGUGGUGGAGUGGCAGUCGUCCGAAGUCUGGUCAUGUUGAAACACCUAGCGAAUUAAGCGCCUGCGAGAGCUUGAUCAGACGGGGUUUGGGGAUCUUGAGGCCAUACCAGGGAGCACGGAAACAUUGCACCCUUUUGCUCCUCGCCAAGACCACGGCCCCCCGAAACUUGUGUCAGAUCCAAACCGUAGCAGCGAUUUCUCCUCUGAUUUCCUGUUUGGGCAAAUCCCAGCAGACGUCCCGCGCCCUGCAUGCAUGCCGGUUUGUCUGGAUGUUUGGCCAUAGCACUUAUAUGCCUCGACGCCCAACCUUCUUCCACGGGUAUAAUCUUUUCUUGUUUCCCAUGUUGAUCAUCAUCACAAGUAUACGCACCCACUUGCAUUCCUUCAAUCCGUCGAGCUGCGCUCACGUUUCCGGUAUAUUCUACAACUUCGACCCCUUGAUUCCUCACGACAACCUGCAACAAUGAAGGCUACCGGAACAUUCACCACCCUCGCCCUCGCGGCAUCAGUUCUCGCAGACGACUGGACGCUGCCAAAGCGAGACGUCGCAACCAUCCAGACCGUCAUCACAAACGCCCAAACUGCCCUGACACAACUCGACGACACCGUCAAGGCCUUCAACGGACAAGACUUCCAGAAGCUUGCCACAGACGCCGCGAACCUCAAGAACGUCCUGACGCAAGGCUCACAACAAAUCUCAGCGACGACGCCAAUCUCGGCCAACGAUGCCGUCAGCCUGCAGAGCUCGCUGGGCCCCGUGCAGACCGCCGCCCAGACCCUGAGCACCGACCUUGCGGCCAAGAAGACCCAGGUCGAGCAGGCCAGCCUGUGUGACGUUGUCUUCUCGCAGACAAAGGACAUUGGCACGGCGGCGAAGAGCCUCAUCGACGCCACCGUCCAGAAGACCCCGCCAGAGAUCCAGCAGAUCGCCGGCCAGCUCACCGCCCAGUUUACCCAGCAGCUGGACGACGUCUCCAACAACUUCGCCACGGGCAACUGCACAAACGCCUCCGGCGGCUCGGCCGCCAACGCUGGCAUCACCAUGGGCAACGGCACGUCGACGACCAACUCGGGCUCCUCCAGCGGCAGCACCAUCGGCAAGUCGGCCGCCUCCGUCAAUACUGCUGGUGCUUUCGGCUUUGGAGUAGUCGCGGCUGUGGCCGGGCUCUUGAUGCUGUAAGAAGGAUCAGCUAUAGAAUGAUGGAAGGCAUGUGGUGAAUGAAGUAUGAUAAUGAGUGUGGGAACCAAUGCGUCUAGCACGCUCACCGGUGUGAGUGUUCAGGUUAUUUCAGAGUGGGUUUCAGGUUUGCCACUUCAGAUUAGAUAUAUCAGCAUGAGGCUUCGUUCGCAGCCCGGAACAAAUACAGCGAUUUGGUCACA
Messenger RNA from Diaporthe batatas, 1994 nucleotides. RefSeq lists its product as uncharacterized. Gene Ontology annotation, cellular component: extracellular region. The transcript is spliced from 2 exons. NCBI's taxonomy places the organism in Eukaryota, Fungi, Ascomycota, Sordariomycetes, Diaporthales, Diaporthaceae. The record is from RefSeq and is a predicted model, not a curated record. Bases 1078 to 1794 code for a protein of 238 amino acids.